Messenger RNA from Anoplopoma fimbria (sablefish), 8643 nucleotides. RefSeq names its product ankyrin-3-like. NCBI's taxonomy places the organism in Eukaryota, Metazoa, Chordata, Actinopteri, Perciformes, Anoplopomatidae. Gene Ontology annotation, cellular component: T-tubule. The coding region runs from base 1 to 8532 and encodes 2843 amino acids. Gene Ontology annotation, molecular function: protein binding. Gene Ontology annotation, biological process: signal transduction; protein localization to T-tubule; regulation of cardiac muscle contraction. The record is from RefSeq and is a predicted model, not a curated record. The transcript has 46 exons.
AUGGCGCACGCCGCCUCGCAGCUGAAGAAAAGGGCGGAUGAGAACCUCAACGCAGUGGAGGAUGAGAAGGAGAAGAAGAGGGCGGCGAGGAAGCGUUCCCGCGAAUUGAAGAAAAAGACGGAUGUAAAUGCCUGUUAUCUGCGAUCCGCUCGGGCCGGGAACCUUGAGAAAGCUUUGGACUACCUGAAGAAUGGAGUCGACAUCAAUAUUUGCAACCAGAACGGUCUCAAUGCUCUCCAUCUGGCCUCCAAGGAGGGCCAUGUGGAGGUGGUGGCUGAGCUCAUCAAGCACGGCGCCAACGUGGACGCAGCGACCAAGAAAGGAAACUCAGCCCUCCACAUAGCUUCCCUCGCUGGACAGACGGACGUGGUGAAAGAACUCGUCACCCACAGUGCCAACGUCAAUGCACAGUCUCAGAAUGGCUUCACUCCGUUGUACAUGGCGGCUCAGGAGAACCACAUGGACGUGGUUCAGUACUUACUGGACCACGGCUCCAGUCAGAGCAUCGCCACAGAGGAUGGUUUCACUCCUCUGGCGGUGGCGUUGCAGCAGGGACACGACCAGGUGGUUUCCCUCCUGCUGGAGAACGACACCAAGGGGAAGGUCCGACUGCCGGCGCUGCACAUCGCCGCACGGAAGGACGACACCAAGGCCGCCGCGCUGCUCCUCCAGAGCGACCACAACGCUGACGUGGAGUCCAAGAUGAUGGUGAAUAGAACAACAGAGAGCGGUUUCACUCCUCUCCAUAUCGCGGCUCACUACGGCAACAUCAACGUAGCAACCCUCCUGCUGAACAGAGGGGCGGCUGUGGACUUCAAGGCAAGGAACGACAUCACACCGCUGCACGUAGCAUCCAAACGAGGCAACGGCAACAUGGUGCGACUGCUGCUGGAGAGAGGGGCCAAGAUAGACGCACGGACCAAGGACGGUCUGACUCCUCUCCACUGUGGAGCCAGGAGCGGUCAUGAGCAGGUGGUGGAGAUGCUGCUGGACCGAGGAGCUCCGAUACUAUCCAAGACAAAGAACGGUUUGUCUCCGCUCCACAUGGCGACGCAGGGCGACCACCUCAACUGCGUCCAGCUGCUGCUGCACCACGAGGUUCCCGUGGACGAUGUGACCAACGACUACCUGACAGCGCUGCACGUCGCCGCCCACUGUGGUCACUACAAGGUGGCGAAGGUCAUCGUGGACAAGAAGGCCAACCCCAACGCCAAGGCUCUGAAUGGUUUCACUCCUCUGCACAUCGCCUGUAAGAAAAACAGAGUCAAGGUGAUGGAGCUUCUUCUGAAGCAUGGAGCAUCGAUACAGGCAGUCACUGAGUCCGGUCUGACUCCGAUCCAUGUUGCAGCGUUUAUGGGACACGACAACAUCGUGCACCAGCUGAUCAACCACGGGGCUUCACCAAACACAAGCAACGUGAGGGGGGAGACGGCACUCCACAUGGCAGCGAGGGCCGGACAGUCAAAUGUGGUCCGAUAUCUGAUCCAGAAUGGAGCACGAGUCGACGCCAGGGCCAAGGACGACCAGACGCCGCUGCACAUCUCGAGCCGUCUCGGUAAGCAAGACAUCGUCAACCAGCUGCUGUCGAACGGAGCGUGCCCAGAUGCCACGACCAACUCCGGAUACACACCUUUACACCUGGCGGCCAGGGAGGGACACCGAGACGUGGCCUCAACGCUGCUGGACCAGGGAGCCAGUCUGGGCAUCAUUACCAAGAAGGGCUUCACUCCUUUGCACGUGGCUGCAAAAUACGGGAAGAUCGAGGUCGCCAACCUGCUGCUGCAGAAAAACGCUCCGUCUGACGCUGCUGGGAAGAGUGGACUAACUCCACUGCAUGUGGCAGCACACUAUGAUAACCAGAAGGUGGCGCUGCUCCUGCUCAACCAGGGAGCUUCACCGCAUGCAGCCGCAAAGAACGGUUACACACCGCUCCACAUCGCCGCUAAGAAGAACCAGAUGGAGAUCACCACCACCUUACUGGAGUACGGCGCCUCCACCAACACCGUGACGCGUCAGGGCAUCACUCCUCUGCACCUCGCCUCUCAGGAAGGAAACAUGGACAUCGUGACGCUGCUGCUGGCUCGAGACGCUCCCAUAAACAUGGGCAAUAAGUCCGGUCUGACUCCACUCCACCUGGCUGCCCAAGAGGAUAAAGUCAACGUUGCUGAGGUCUUAGUCAACCAGGGAGCCACCAUAGACCCCGAGACCAAGCUGGGAUACACUCCUCUCCAUGUGGCCUGUCACUAUGGCAACGUGAAGAUGGUCAACUUCCUGCUGAAGAAUCAGGCGAAGGUCAACGCUAAGACCAAGAACGGAUACACACCUCUCCAUCAGGCUGCACAGCAGGGACACACACACAUCAUCAACUUGCUGCUGCAUCAUGGAGCAUCGCCCAACGAACUCACAGCUAAUGGGAACAGCGCUCUGUCCAUCGCCAGGAGGCUCGGCUACAUCUCUGUGGUUGACACACUCAAAGUGGUCACAGAGGAAACUCUGACCACUCAGACUGUGAUAGAGAAGCACAAGAUGAACGUUCCAGAGACCAUGAACGAGGUGCUGGACAUGUCAGACGAUGAAGUCUUUAGAGGCAAUGUCCCCGAAAUGAUCACAGAGGACUAUAUAUCUGAUGUGGAAGAAGGUGACGAUGCGAUGACGGGGGACACGGACAAAUAUCUGGCCCCCCAGGACCUGAGGGAGCUGGGAGACGACUCGCUCCCUCAGGAGGGCUACAUGGGCUUCAGCGUGGGCGCUCGGUCACAGAGCCUGCGUUCCUUCAGUUCUGAUAGGUCCAACACGCUGAACCGGAGCUCGUUCACGCGGGACAGCAUGAUGAUCGAGGAGAUGCUGGCACCCAAUAAGGAGAUGCAUUUGGCGGUUGCUAAGGACUUUGACAACGAGUCUCUGAGGAGAUACAGCUGGACUGCAGAUGCUCUGGAUAAUGUCAACCUGGUCUCCUCUCCAGUACACUCUGGGUUCCUGGUCAGCUUCAUGGUCGACGCCCGGGGCGGCUCCAUGAGAGGAAGUCGUCACAACGGCAUGCGCAUCAUCAUCCCACCCAGGAAGUGCACCGCGCCCACCAGGAUCACCUGUCGACUGGUGAAGAGGCACAAACUGGCCUCGCCUCCCCCGAUGGUGGAAGGAGAAGGCCUGGCCAGCCGAUUGGUCGAGGUCGGCCCUGCUGGAGCUCAGUUCCUUGGGCCUGUGAUAGUGGAGAUCCCUCAUUUUGGCUCAUUGCGGGGCCAGGAGAGAGAGCUGAUCCUGCUGCGCAGCGAGAACGGAGAAACCUGGAAGGAGCAUCUGUACGACUACAAGACCGACAACCUCAAUCAGCUUCUCAGUGGGAUGGAUGAAGAACUUGACAGUCCUGACGAGCUGGAGAGGAAGAGAAUCUGCCGCAUCAUCACCAAGGACUUCCCACAGUACUUUGCUGUCGUGUCUCGAAUCAGGCAGGAGACCAAUCAGAUGGGACCAGAGGGCGGGACUCUGUGCAGCCGGAGCGUCCCAUUGGUUCAGGCUUCCUUCCCUGAGGGUGCGUUAACCAAGAAGAUCAAAGUUGGACUGCAGGCCCAGCCGGUACCCGAUGACACUGUAAAGAAAAUCCUCGGUAACCGAGCAACCUUCAGCCCCAUCGUUACCGUGGAGCCCAGAAGAAGGAAGUUCCACAAGCCCAUCACCAUGACAAUCCCGAUCCCGCCUCUCUCAGGGGAGGGACUCACCAACGGCUACAAAGGAGACUCUACUCCAUGUCUCCGCCUUCUCUGUAGCAUUACGGGUGGUACGUCACCGGCACAGUGGGAAGACAUCACUGGAACAACUCCUCUCACCUUCGUCAACGACUGCGUCUCCUUCACCACUAAUGUCUCUGCCAGGUUCUGGUUAGCAGACUGCCACCAGAUCCCAGAGACGGUGGGUCUGGCCAUGCAGCUCUACAGGGAGCUCAUCUGCGUUCCCUACAUGGCCAAGUUUGUGGUGUUUGCCAAGACGAACGACCCCGUGGAGUCCAGACUGAGGUGCUUCUGUAUGACGGACGACAAGGUGGAUAAGACCCUGGAGCAGCAGGAGAACUUUGAGGAGGUGGCCAGGAGCAAAGACAUAGAGGUUCUGGAGGGCCGGCCCAUCUAUGUGGACUGCUACGGAAACUUGGCUCCUCUGACCAAAGGUGGUCAGCAGUUAGUUCUCAACUUCUACGCCUUCAAGGAGAACCGUCUGCCCUUCUGUGUCAAGGUGAGAGAUCCCAGCCAGGAGCCCUGCGGUCGUCUCACGUUCCUCAAGGAGUGCAAGACCAUCAAAGGCCUUCCACAAACCGCCGUGUGCAACCUGAACAUCACACUACCUGCAGUGAAAAAGACUGAAAAGCCAGAGCGACGUCAUACCUUUGCAUCCCUAGCCUUACGUAAGCGCUACAGCUAUCUGGCCGAGCCUGCACUGAAAACAGCAGUUGAGCGAAGCACAACAGCAAGAACACUGCCUGCUGGUUACCCUCACAAACCUGUCUUUCCAACCCGACCUUACCCAUCAUGGUCGACUGCUCCUAUUACCGUCCCUGGUCAAACAAGGCCCGUCGGAGUGGGGGGUUCCAUCACCUCUACCGAUUCACCGGCAGGCUCACCAGCUGCUUCUCCAUUGAAAACUUCCUGGCCCCUCUCCUCCCCAUCACCUGCAUGCGCUGCAACAAUCAAAGCCUCCCUGGAGUCAUCCCCAGUUAAAUCAGUUAGCGAAUUGAUGUCUGCAUCCCCCAUCAGGACUUACAGGACUAUGCCCUCACCCAUUAAGACCGUGGUCCAGCUGGGUCAGUACCCUGUCCAGGGGUCUGCCAGCCUUGUGUCCUCUGGGAGCCCAUACAAAGCUGCCACAGAUCCAGCAUCUAUCAAAAACCUUGCUUCUGCAUACACAUCACGGACUUCCCCACUUCACUCGAUACCCAAUGGUUCUGUACCAGAGAGGCCAUCAGUCUCUAUUACUGCUCCAGCAUCGCCAAAGGGUUUUUAUAAAUCUGCCCUUGGAUCCACAAUUGCAACAGAUGCAGGCGCACUUAACCUUUCUCCUGUUAAAAGCAUGUCCAACCUGUCCUCUUUGAAAACCUCUGUAGAUUCAACACUCUCAUCCCGAGGAGGGAGGCCGUCCCUCUCGUCGUCCUCCUCGACAGGACAGACCAUUGCUUCCUCAGAAUUGUCCAUGAUGAACGGAUCAGUCUCUCCUGUAAAAUAUCCAUCCUCCUCCUCCACACCAUCCUCCCCUUCUUCUCGCCAUCUCUCGGAGAGAAGUAUUAGCCUUCAGGAGAGGAUCCAGGCCACCACCCAGGCAGCAACCUCUGGUGUCAGCGCGGCCAUAAAUGAAGCUAUAGACUCGUAUUCUGUGUCGGGUUAUGGCACUCUUAGAUCACUGUCCUCUUCGCGUAGGACUGCAGCAGCAAGCUCUGCUUACGGGUCACUGAGAUCUGUAACUGCCGCCUCCAGCUCGGCGGUUCCUUCUAACACGGUACCUGUGUUUUCGUUAGUCAACGUCAUUCCAGAGACCCCUGUCAAACCAGGGCCCGGGUCUCUCAAAAUGGCACUGCCUGAUUCUUCUCGUGCCUCUUCCUCGUGUUCCUCCUCUUUGUCUUCCUGUGUUACCAUGUCAAAAAUAAAGUCUCAACUGAAAUCCCCUCCGUUCAUCACACCGCCUAUCAUCCACCCAACUGGAACUUCCAACCAGGAGAUACUAAAAGAUGUAGCAGACAUGAAAGAGGACCUGAUCAGAAUGACAGCUAUCCUACAGACAGACACGCAGACAGCAGCUAAAACUGUUCAAACAUCUUAUACUGGCACUCCGAAAGAGACCAAGUUAGAGGAUGAGGAACCUUUUACCCUAGUGGAGAAAGUGAAGGAAGAUUUAGUGAAAGUCAGUGAGAUAUUAAAGAAAGAGGUCAAGAGUCAAGGUAAGGAGAGAGCCUCAGAGGAUGAAUGGGAGGAAUUUUCCAAAGACGAGAUUGAGGAGGCACAAAGAGGUGCCCUUGCAGACAAUUACCCUCCUUUUGAUGAAAACACACUUCUGCUCAAGCAGCAGUCCAUGUCAAGCAAAGACUUAGAGUUGGCUAAAGUAGUAGACUUUUUAACAAAUGACAUUGGGGCCAGCUCUCUCUCAAGAAUGGCAGAGUUAAAAUGUAAGUACGAGGAGGAGGCAAAAAGGGAAGGGGAAGAGAAACAGAAACGUGUUCUUAAGCCAUCCAUGUCGAUACAAGAGCACAAACUCAAAAUGCCUCCACCAGUCUCAGGCAUGCUCAGGUCUCCCUCAGAGAAGGACCUGAGCAAACUUACUGAAUCAUAUCAGGGGACGGACACUAUUUUGGAGUCACCCGAGGACCUGUCCCAUGAGCAGGAUAAGAGUCCACUGUCAGACAGUGGGUUUGAGACGAGAAGUGAAAAGACGCCCUCUGCUCCUCAGAGUGCAGAGAGUACAGGACCCAAGCCUUUAUUCACUGAUUCACCCAUACCUCCGUGCGUGACUGAGACCAGGAGUGAAAUGGUCCAGAUUAGGAGUUAUGAGCAUGCUGAUGAUCUUUGGGAGCCUGUAAUCAUGGAGGAGGCAGCAUCUGCUCUUCCUUCUAUAGAGCCAGAUGCAGCUUCAGCGAGCUCAAUGAAUGCUUUACAGAUGAAAAUGCUAGAAGAGGACUCAAUGAUGAACAAAAGUCUGUGUCGUAAAGAGGAAACUCAUAUCACUACUACAACUAGAAUGGUUUAUCACAAGCCCCAACUGACUGAUGCCGCAGAGAUGAUAGAGGAAGGUAUGUCAGUUAGAGAUAUCAUGAAAGCUUUCCAGUCAGGUAGGGACCCAUCUAAAGAUCUAGCAGGCCUCUUUGAACACAAAGCUAGCCAGGAUUCUGUAAAAGGCGAUGAGCUGACUCCUAGAUUUCUUGACAGAGACAUUAAAUCCAAACCCAAAGUUGAAAGGAUAAUCGAAGUUCAUAUCGAAAAGGGCCCUCAGAGUCCCUGUGAGAGAACAGACCUCCGUAUGGCAAUAGUAGCCGACCACCUCGGACUCAGCUGGACUGAGCUGGCCAGGGAGCUGGAUUUCUCUGUGGAUGAGAUCAACUUUAUCAGAGUGGAGAACCCCAAUUCCCUGACAGCACAGAGCUUCAUGCUCCUAAAGAAAUGGGUGCACAGGGACGGUAAAAACGCCACAACGGAUGCUUUAACUGCGGUGCUGACUAAGAUCAAUCGGUUGGAUAUUGUGACUUUGCUGGAAGGGCCCAUAUUUGACUACGGUAACAUUUCAGGCACACGCUGCUUUGCCGAUGAUAACGCAGUAUUCCCGGAUCAGUCCGAUGGAUACGACAAUAUAGAUCUGGAGCUGCAAACCCCCACAGAACUGAACUACCAGCCCCCCACCCCGCUUCGCUCAGACGACUUCUUUAGCGAGGGCGAUGCUAGCGCAGACUCCCCUAGCAAGAUCCCGCUUACUAGACCUAGCGACCUCUCUCUCACUCAGACCACCAGUACGUCCAGCAGCGACCCCCCCACUGUCGCUGCAGGCCCCACUUCCAAUGCCCUGCAGCCCCCUAUCGUUGGGGCUGAAGAUACAGCAUUGACAGCCGGAGAAAGAGCGAUGUCUAAAGAGGAAAAGACGGGGCUGGUUUAUUAUGAGAGGCCAGAUAAUGACAGGAGGUCAGUAGAGCAAUCAGGGAAGGGAACAGACGAGCAUGCUGAGGCCUUAGAGAAAGAACUGAAGGCAGGGAAAAGCGUUGUUUUGGAGCGUCAGGGAGAAGAUGCUGCCUCAGAUACCAAUCAUGGAAACGGAAGACAGGAAGAAGAAGAAGAGGAGGAAGAGGAGAUGACUCCGGAGAGGCUGCAGAGUCUGCUGGAUGACAUAAAGCAGGAGGGAGGCUGGGAGGACGAGGAGAUGACAGAGGAGAGGAUGAAUGCGAUCCUCGAUCAACUACAUCAAACAGAAAAAGACGUGUGUUCAGUUCCAGGCUGGAGAUGUGAGACGUCCGGCACGACCGCAGAGUCGGCAGCCACUUGCCUCAGCCCCGGCACCGAGGAGGGAAGCCCCGACAGUCUGGCUGAUUCGUUGGAGCAGCCCCCGACUCGGACCGACAGACGGAACGGAGGUCACAUUGACGCCGCACCUGAAGAAAAGGAGAAGGAGGCCAAGAGGAAGGGAUCUCAGGAGGACAGCAGCACAGCGGGACCAAGCAAAGGGCGGCAGGAGGGAGGUGAAAGGUCCCAGCACAAAGUCCAGGGAGAGGAAGCCAAAAACAUUCCUGGAGAGUCUGUGACGGAGGAGCAGUUCACAGAUGAAGACGGGAAUCUGGUCACCAGAAAAGUGAUCAGAAAGGUGGUGCGCCGUGUGUUCAACACGGAGGAAAGGAGGGAAAGUGAAGGCGAAGCUGUUACAGAAGAAGGAGCUGCUUCUGCUGGUGGUGCUACUGGUGGUGGUGCCGGUGGUGGUGGUGGUGGUGGUGGUGGUGGUUGGUGGAGCCGCCGCUGCUUCUUCAGCAGGAGGGAAGGGCAAGAAGAGGGGCAAGCGCUCCCGACAGGGCAACAAGGCUGAGAAGUCUGGAGAAAAAACUGAGCCUGGAGGCAACGGCACCAAGAAACAAGGGAAGAAGAGUCAGUCAUAACAGUAGAAGCUCUCAACUAAACCAGGUCCACCGACGUCCAC